Messenger RNA from Aspergillus homomorphus CBS 101889, 2654 nucleotides. RefSeq lists its product as uncharacterized. The transcript has a single exon. The record is from RefSeq and is a predicted model, not a curated record. NCBI's taxonomy places the organism in Eukaryota, Fungi, Ascomycota, Eurotiomycetes, Eurotiales, Aspergillaceae. Bases 322 to 2598 code for a protein of 758 amino acids.
AAGAUGGAACAAGGCCAGAGUGGCGUAUCGAGCAGGAGGCCACGCAGGUUAUCCAUCACCCAGCAAAUUCAGCGGGCACUCCAUAUCGACAAGCGAGCACAUGUGAGUAUUGUGGCCUCUUGCAUCUCGCGCACGACCGUCAUAGUGAAAAAGCACGGUUCAACUUUUUGAAGGAGAUGUGCCUGAUGUCCUUCAAAGCAAACCCAGAAUAAACGAAGCCAGAGCUCGAAGGCUAUUACUACAACGACGAGAUUUGAGUCGAAACAAACAAACCCCCAGCGAUCACAUUCGAGCUCGUCGGUCAGGAGUGGGCAUUCCUAUAUGAGUAUUAAAGAGGAAAGAAACGAUUUGAUUCGGUCAACUGAAGAGGCCGGGGCUAAGAGACUAUCAGCACCGCUGCUCAAUGGGCGCCCAUACCAAAAGACACACGCUUUUCGUCCGGAAAAUGCUCCAGAAACACAUGACAAGAACACGGCUAGUAGACAUAACGACGCUCCCAGGGAGAAAGAGAGACGGGCCACGAAGCGUCUGGAAGCGGACAGGGCAGAACUCGAAAAACGGCUUCUCAGGCUCGAACAAGCUGAGGGGAGUAGAAGCUCCCGGCUCCUGAAAAGGGAGACCCGUCGUCUCUCAAAAAAGCAGCCGUUAGACAGGUCGAGCAGGGCAUCGAGCGCAAGUGCGGAAGAUGGCUCUCGAUCUUCUACUAGACUUUCCUCUAUGUUCUCCAUAUCAAGGCGCUCAUCAUCGCGAUCUCGACCGAGCUCGGUGCACGAAGCCGACCGAGGACCGCAGGGGCAGCCAGCUGACCCAGGGUCAAGGUCGAAUCUCAACUCGAACCCAGCGUCAGGGAUACCUCAGGUUGCAUUGAAAAUACCAGAGAGAUUUAGCACCGCUAUAUCUGAAGACCUUACUGCAUCAAAUGCACUACUUUCAUAUCACAAGGAGAAGCCUCUGCAGAAGCCCACUCAAGUAGCUGCAGCAUCUGACACGAAUGAGGCCAGCAGAUCACCGCAGCUCCAAGAUGGGUGUGCGUUUCAUGGUAUAAGCCAUGGGCCAAUGACAUAUAGAACAAAAGGCUAUACCUCCACACCAGAAUCCUUGGGGCACAAAGCCCAAGAAGCCUUGGAUGGAGCUGGGGACUUGGACCGUACCUCGUUUUCAGCGACCCUGAAUAUCGAGGCAAGGCGCUCUGAGGUCGUUCAAGCCACCAAGCGCUACUCGUCCAUCAUGCCCUUUCUCAGAUCCGCAUUGAAAGAUAGCAAAGACAGCCUAAACCCGAGCCUGGACCGGAGGAACAACCAGCCAUGUGAAAUGGAAUGUCUUUCCGCAAAGCCCCACCCUCAUGUCCCAAUGGCUUCAACGCAAGAGCCCUGGAGAGCCAUCCCUGGAGGGCCUCCAAAUAACAGACAUGUUCAGAGACAAUAUAGAAAGUAUAAGUCAUCACCUCUGGCGGUGGCCUCGGUGAGCGACGUUGCGAGCGAGUCAAUUUCAAUCAAGCCUACCUUGUCUGAAUCUUCCACUCGAGCCUUCCUUCAGAAAGUGAAACAAAGAAGCACGGAAGAUCCUGCACUUUCCAGGCCAAGCAUAUUGCGACCGCCAUCCAGUGUUUACAAUGGCUCUAGCGCAUCAAACGAAAAGGUGGACCUCCACAGACCUGUACAUAAGGAGCGUGUCGGCGAUCGCUUAACAUGGCCAAGCAAACGUUUUCAGCACACUUCAAGCGAUCAUUCUCAGGAUGGGAAGAAUGAUUUGCCGAUGACGAUUUUGAUUGAUUCCGGGAAAUCGCGUAAUGAGGUAACGAACCUUCACUCUCAGGCUUCAUUUGGCCACAGCGCUAGCGCUGGCCAGCGUCAACUCAAAUCCGCACCGAGCCUAAAUAUAUACUUCGAAAACGAAACAAGUGUCACAAGAUGCAAGCGGGCCAGCGAGGCGCUGAUUCCUAAAGCCUCUCAGGCAUACCCUGCCGAGAAGCCACUGCCACUGGGUUGCUCGUUGCCGUCAUUGGACGAUUCCUCACAUGAGGUUUUGACAGAUGAUUACAAUACGGCGGACGAGGGCUUAUCGAUUGCAUCACACUCAAGGGAUGAUAAUGAGAUCGCGACAAUGCAUUCGAAAAGUCUUGGAUUUGAGAAUUUGAUGCUUGAGUUGGGUGCUAGUCUCCCACCAGCGCGGGAGCAAACUCCAGCCACGAUAUCUGAUUCCCUGCCAGGGCAGGUUAAGCACACCGGCGAUCCACUCAUACAUUUACCAGGUCAGCAUGUUCCCAAGGUGUUUGUUAUUUGCUGCAUUUGUGGGCACUGGCAUGAUUGGCCUUCACAGAUAUACUCGAGGUUCCCUCGUGGCAAGGUCGAUUCCACUACAAUAGAUGACGAAAGCCUGAUAAAGAAAAGAGCAGAAGUGACCAACGAAGAGAAAAGUGAUUCCGUUGUGCUUAGAAGUGAGCUAUCGAAGCACCCUACUAGCCUCCUAUGUCCUCCUGGGGCAUCCGACAGGAUUCCAGCUCAUUCAUGCCAUAGCUGCUGGUGCGGACACAAGAUGAAUCGAUCAUGCUGUCAAGAAUGGAGUACGAUGGUCCAUAUGCGCGAAAGACGCCAUUGAAUAUAGGUUGACAAUAUUGGUCACGCCCUUUCUGUUCUGCAUGAUUGCACCACAGU